Molecule: messenger RNA, 3918 nt
Organism: Nezara viridula (southern green stink bug)
Lineage: Eukaryota; Metazoa; Arthropoda; Insecta; Hemiptera; Pentatomidae
Source: the annotation of a GenBank genome assembly
AUGGGCGCUUUCUUCUUGGCUGGCCUCCAUCAACCACUUAAUCUUCCUUUCAUCGUCCAUUCAACUUACAUGGCCGGAUCAUUUCAGUUGGCACUGCUCCACUACCACUCCAACAGGCGAUACCCAGGUUCUCCCAGAUGCUAUCCCAAGUAAUCACGUGGUAUUACUAUGGAUGUUGGACAAUCCAAAUUUGAAACCAAUACUAAAAUAGUCACUCUCUUGGAUGCUCCUGGACACAAAGAUUUUAUUCCAAAUAUGAUUACUGGAGCUGCCCAAGCUGAUGUUGCUCUUUUAGUUGUUGAUUCAACAAGAGGAGAGUUUGAAACUGGCUUUGAGAGUGGGGGACAGACAAGAGAACACGCUCUCUUAGUUAGAUCAUUAGGAGUUAAUCAGAUCUGUGUCGUUGUUAACAAACUGGAUACAGUUUCAUGGAGUGAAGAAAGAUUUUUAGAAAUCCAAAAUAAAUUAGGUUCUUUUUUGAAACAAGCAGGAUUCAAAGAGCGUGAUAUUAGUUUUGUUCCAUGCAGUGGUUUGAGUGGUGAAAAUUUGACCCAAAAAAGCAAACUACCAGAACUUAACAAAUGGUAUAAUGGUCCAUCAUUAUUGGAAGUAAUAGACAAAUUUAAUUGCCCCGAACGUCCUGUUAGUAAACCUUUGAGACUAUUAGUGAACGACAUUUAUAAAGGUACUGGAUCUGGAUUUUGUGUUAGUGGACGUAUUGAAACAGGAUUGCUGCAAAUUGGUGACAAAGUACUUGUACAGCCUCAGAAUGAAUCUGCUCUUAUCAAAGCUAUAACCAUUGAUGAUCUAUCUACCCAAACAGCAUAUGCAGGAGACUUUGUCAGUGCUACAUUAUCAAAUUAUGAUCAAGAUAACAUUUCGAUAGGUUCUGUAUUAUGUGAUACUACUUCUCCUGUACCUUCAUCUUCCAAAUUCGAAGCAAGAGUUGUUAUAUUUAACACAAUCAUUCCAAUAACUAAAGGAUACUCGGUUGUUCUUCACUUACACUGCAUCACUGAGCAGGCUAUUAUUACCAAGUUGAUCUCGCAAGUUAAUAAAAAUACUGGAGAAGUAAUAAAGAAAAAACCUAGGUGUCUACUAAAAAACAAUAGUGCAGUAGUUGUCAUUGAAACCUCCAAGCCUAUUUGUAUUGAACUUUACCGGGAGAUGAAAGAAUUAGGAAGAUUUAUGCUAAGAGUAGGCGGUGUUACAAUAGCUGCUGGCCUUAUUACAAAAGUAUUUAUUAAACAUAUUAAUACUAUAAAGUUAAGUUAUAAUAAAUAGCAUUUGAAAAAUACAAUCUAAGUAAAAAAAUUAGCAUCAGUCUAAUUCUAAUUCCUGUAUAUUUAAGAAAUCUCCUUUUUUCCUAUAUAUUUAAGGGAAUUGGAUCUGGUGAUUCCUAAUGGUUUUUCGUAAUAUUGUGAGUUUCCUCUUGUUUAUUUCUUAAUAAUAUUUUCACUUUAUUUUAGCUGUUGUCCAUUUUCUUAUUCAGUUAUAUUUCUUUUCAUUUGUAUUCUUUUUUUUUAAAUUUCUUGAUAUCCAUUUCCAAACCAUUAUGGAAGUUUUGUAGAAAGUGAUAAAGAACCCUGUCCAUUCAUAAUCGUCCACCGGGAAAAUCAGAUAUGUGUGGUUUAGCGCAGGUAAGGCGAAGUGUCGAAAGGAUGAUGGCCAGCAGGUCGUCGUCAUUAAUUCACCAUCAGAUUUGGACAUAUUUGCUUGACAUGUACACACAUGUUUCAUUAUUUUGUACAAUUUUGUCUUUGAUUUUUCUUAUUUACAGGUUUAUGUUUUUGUUGCUUUUAUUUUAUUUUUUUACCUAGGUAACAAUUUUAUUUUUGCUUAUGAGAACAUUGUAGAUUUUACUGCUUAGAAACUUUAAUUUAUGUACUUUUAUUCUUUCUCACAGUAGGAACAUACCUUUCGUUAACUAAAUUUUAUAUUUUCUGUUUUCUCUCAUUAUUAAUAUCUGGAAAAUGUUAUAAAUUUAUUGUUCUUCUCAAUAGAGAUAUUAUCAUUAAUUAUGGACUCUGGGCUUACAUUAGCUCUGGCUAUUGUAUAAAUAUUCCUAUCCUUGUUCCUCCUAUCCGUUUACCAAGCCACCUCUCCUUCAUCCAUGAGUAAUAUCCUUUUAAUCUGCCAUGUCAACACUCAGUCACUCUUAGCCCAUUUUGAUGAAUUUUAUGUCUUUUUCCUCUAUAACUUUUACCAUUUAAUUGCCGUAUCCAAAACCUGAUUGAAACCCACAAUCCCGUCUUCCCAGAUCCUUCUACCAAACUACACUCUCCUUCGUGACAGAAUACACCAUACUAGUGGUGGAGUAGGCCUCUUUGUCCAUGACAGCCUUAAAUCCAAAAUCCUUCAUUGCUCUUCCUUAACCGAUUCACCGCACAUUGAAUACCUCUUUGCCGAAAUCCUCACAACUUCAUAGUCCAUUCUGUUUGCUGUCAUAUUCGCCCUCCUAGAAUUCCUUUUGAUGAACUAUUUGAGACUUCUCUGUACAAUUUAAUCCCUUCCUACUCAAAUGUCAUCCUCUCCGGAGACUUUAAUACCAAUUUACUAAUGCCAUACUCCGAUUAUUCCUACCUAACAAACCUCCUACAUUCUUUCAGCCUAUACGUAGUACUCUACAACCCUACCCACCAUACUCAGUUCUCAGAGUCCUGCCUCGAUCUAUUUAUUCUAGAUUCCACAGACAAACUCCUUGCCGCAUCUCAGCACCCGGUCCCGUUUCUAUCUUCCCACGACCUUAUCCAGAUCUCUUAUAUUAUCCCUGUCCCAUCCUUUUCUCUUCGAACUAUAUCCUUCCGAAACCUAAAUUUCCUCACUCACGAAACACUGUCAAAAGAUCUUGACAAUAUCCAAUGGGAUCCCAUUUACGUCUCAAAAUCCAUCGACACCAUGUUAGAAACCCUUAUCUCUUAUCUUCACUUUAUCCUCGACCAACAUGCUCCUCUUAUCACAAAAACCAUCCGACAUCCUCCCACUCCUUGGCUUACUCCUGCUUUAAGAGAGUGUAUGAGCGAAAGAGAUACUGCAAGAUGACGGUUUAAGCGAAUUCGACUUAUGAAGAUUUUCUCUCCUUCAAACAGCUUCAAAACAGCACUCAAUCACCAGUAUGCUGUGCUAAAUCCCAUUACUACUAUCACUCCUUAUCUAAAUCCCGUAAUACCAAGGCCACGUGGUCUAUUUUCAGAAAAUUGACCAUUGGUAAUACACAUCAGUCCCAGUCCAUUUCCGUUUCUGCCGAUAACCUCGAUGCUCACUUUGUCUCCUGCCCUUUCAUAACCACAACUCCUGCUUCCGAUCCGGCUCCCACUCUUUCCUCUUUUAAUCCUGAUCACUUCUUUUUUUCCCAUAUUACCCCUGAUGAUCUCCUAAAGUCCAUUCAGAAAUCCCAUACUAAUGAUUAUGGUCCCGAUAACAUUCCAGUCAGACUGAUCAAAGCCGCACUACCAUGCAUUCUUCUGAUUCUUUAUCAUAUCUAUAAUUAUUCUCUUCAAAAUGCCACCUUCCCUACAUCCUGGAAAACCGCCCUAGUACGCCCCUUGUAGAAGAUCUCUAACCCAUCUACUCUUAAUGAUUUCCGUCCAAUUUCUCUUCUUUCAAACCUCUCCAAACCUUUAGAACAACUAGCCCUAUCCCAUUUUUUAGAGCACAAUAAUCUCCUAAACCCCUAUUAGUCCGGCUUCAGGCCUGGCUACUCUACUCAGUCUACCCUAAUCAAAAUUUCCCAAUCAAAUAAAUCAAAAUCAAAAUAGAAACUAACCAUCCUUAUUCUCCUUGACUUCUCUAAAGUUUUUGAUUCAGUAGACAACAACAUCCUCCUAACCAAACUUAAAAAUAUAACCUUUUCUUCUAAUGCCCUUAAUUGAUUCUAAUCCUUCCUAACUGGUCGCUUCCAGUAUAUUGUGAUCCCUA